Molecule: messenger RNA, 1305 nt
Organism: Zingiber officinale
Lineage: Eukaryota; Viridiplantae; Streptophyta; Magnoliopsida; Zingiberales; Zingiberaceae
Exons: 3
Coding region: 1-1305 (434 amino acids)
Source: RefSeq, a predicted model, not a curated record
AUGACCUUCCUUCGUCGUUUUGCCAACAACAAAAAAUAUCAGAAGACGGAUCAUUGCCUUUUUUCUCUUAAGCAAGGGCUGACCGAGCCUUUAAGAAGUUAUAUCAACCGUUUCAACCAAGUGGCCCAGGACGUCCCCAUCGCCACUUUGGAGAUUCUGAUGAGAGCUUUCUCCCACGGAUUAGGAGAUGGAGAAUUCUUUAGAGAUCUCAUCAAAAAUCUCUCUUGGAACUUUGAUGAGAUGGUGGAAAAAGUCUCUUGCUAUAUUAAAGUAGAAGAAGCACAGGCGGCCCGGAGGAAAGCCGAGAGAUCGCCUCCGUCUGUCAAUAAGCAGGAAAGAAGGGUACCUCAACCACCCCCUCAACCUCUUCCACGAGCUAGAGAAGCCAGGCCUACCUUCCAGCCCGGUCCGGAGUUCGCUCGGGAUUCUAAGCGGGCAGCCGAGUUAGGCUUACCCCCGCCCGAGCUAGCCCCUCAAGUGCUCAAGAUGAUAGAAGAGCAGCGAGCCGUGGUUGGACAGGCCGGGCAACCCCGCCCUGACCUAGCGGGACCCAGGCCAACCAAUGGAGAUUCGGGGAGAGCACGCAAGUCCCAUGUGCGUCGCUUGGAGGUCCACACUGUGGGAUGCAACCAAGAGCAAGCUACUGGCCAUGUCAUCAGCUUCGGGCCGGCAGACCUGGAAGGUCUGGAGCUGCCUCAUGAUGAUGCCCUUAUCAUCAAGGCCAUUAUUGCCAACAGCCGAGUGGCUCGGGUUUUCAUUGACACCGGGAGCUCGGUUAAUAUUAUGUUCAGAACUACAUUCGAGGAGAUGCAGAUCGAUGCCACUGAACUCCAGCCUGUGGCUACGUCUCUAUAUGGAUUUACAGGCAAUGAGGUGAAGCCAAUGGGUCAGAUUAAGCUGGCCAUAUCUCUGAGCACCGAACCAUUGGUGCGCACUAGGAGGAGCACUUUUAUAGUGGUGGAUUCCCCGUCCUCUUAUAACGUCAUUUUGGGAAGGCCUGCCCUGCAUGAAUUUAGGGCCGCUGUUUCUACCUUCCAUCAAAAAAUUAAAUUUCCUGUUGGCGAGCAGGACGGGGAAGUUAAGGGAGAGCAGAAGGUCUCUCGCCGAUGCUAUAUUGAUAUGGUCUGGGUGGAGGCUCGUAAGAAUCAAAGAAUGCAAGAUGGUGGCAUCCAUUCUGUCCAAGAAGAGCCUUUGCCUAUGGUUGAAGAACCCAUCCCCUGGGAGGAUGUGCAAUUAUACGCUGAACACCCUAAAAGUUUAACUCGCUUGGCAAGCGACCUGCUCCUCCUCCCAAGGAAGAAUUAG